Messenger RNA from Maniola jurtina (meadow brown), 2137 nucleotides. Its product is annotated as UDP-glycosyltransferase UGT5-like. Gene Ontology annotation, molecular function: UDP-glycosyltransferase activity. Lineage: Eukaryota; Metazoa; Arthropoda; Insecta; Lepidoptera; Nymphalidae. Bases 171 to 1742 code for a protein of 523 amino acids. The record is from RefSeq and is a predicted model, not a curated record. The transcript has 5 exons.
AGCGCCAUGACAUUCAUUCCGAAUGACACUGCGGCGCGCAGUCUCGUAGUCGUACAAUGUGUACUGAGUGUUUUAUUUAAGUGAAUAAUCAAAGUUGUAACUGUAUGAUAUCAUAUUUAAGAACUUAUUAACUAAAACUUGACAAGGGUCUUUAUAAAAAACUGUUUAAAAUGAUCGGGGUCACUUUAAUGGUAUUGACCUUAUUAACAAAUCAUGUUGAAUCAGCAAAUAUUUUAUACAUUAUGCCUUUUUCGGCUAUGUCCCACUAUAUAUUUUUAAGGUCAAUUGGAGUAGAAUUGGCUCAUAGAGGACAUAAUGUAACAGUUAUAACGACACACUUAGAAAAAAAUCCGCUGCCUAACUACCAUCAGGUGAAAGUGGUUGAUAAAAUAUUGUGGGAUCUAAUUGAGGGUGGAGCACCGGACAUCUUUGAAAUGGCAGAUUUAUCUGCAGAAGAAUUUCAUAAAAGAAUACUUUGGCCAGGUGGCAUUGCUUUCACAGAAGUUGCACUAAAUUCACCAGAAGUAAAAGAGUUUUUAAAGAAAGACAACACAUUUGAUUUAGUUUUAUGUGAACAAUUUUUCCAAGAAUCCAUGUAUGCACUAUCAGUCAAGUAUAAUGCGCCCUUAGCCAUAAUUACCACGUUUGGAAACUGCAUGAGGCACAAUAUUAUAACACGCAAUCCCCUUCAGCUAGCCACAGUGUUGUCCGAAUAUUUGGAUGUAAAUAAUCCUGAAAGUUUUUGGGGCAGACUGAGGAACUUCUAUUUUACCACUUACGAAUAUAUUUGGUGGAGAUAUUGGUAUCUGGACAAACAAGAGGAGCUGGUUAGAAAAUACCUGCCAGAGCUUGCUGGUAAAAUUCCAAGCUUAUAUGAUUUGCAAAAGGAUGCUUCCCUAAUGUUGAUCAACAGCCACUUCAGUUACGAUACACCUUCUGCGUUGUUGCCAAACAUUGUUGAAAUUGGCGGAGCUCAUCUUUCAAGAAGUAACGCCAGCCUCCCAAAAGAUCUCCAAAAGCUGUUAGAUGAAUCUAAGCACGGAGUGGUGUACGUUAGCUUUGGCUCCAACAUCAAAAGUGCUGAACUGCCUGAAGAGAAGAAGAAAGCGUUUUUAAAUGUUUUCAAGCGACUGAAACAGACUGUUUUGUGGAAAUGGGAAGAAGAUGAAUUAGAUGAUAAACCAGAAAAUGUGGUAAUUCGUAAAUGGUUACCCCAAAAAGAAAUUCUCGCUCAUCCUAAUAUCAACGUGUUUAUCGCACACGGAGGAUUAAUAGGUAUGCAAGAAGCAAUAUUUAAUGGAGUGCCUGUUGUUGGAAUCCCAAUCUACGCCGAUCAGUACAACAAUUUACUUCUUGCUCAAAAAGCGGGUGUGGGAAAAAUAUUACCUUACCAUGAUAUAAAUGAAGAAACCGUAGGUACAAUUUUAAGUGAUAUCCUAAACGAUGAUUCUUACUUGAAAAAGGCUAAAGAAUUGCAACAAAGAUGGCAGGAUAGGCCAAUGAGUCCAAUAGAUACUGCAAUGUUUUGGUUGGAAUAUGUUAUAAGAAAUAAAGGUGCCGAAUACAUGAAGAACCCAGCGAGAAAUAUGAGUUGGUUUGCGUACAAUAUGAUGGACGUCUAUGCUUUCAUAUUAGCAAUAUUUGUGAUGGCUUUAGUUAUUUUAGUAAAAGUUAUACGUACUGUUAUAAGUGUCUUAUGUGGUCCUCAGUUGAAAGUAUCCACUAGAAAAAAACAUUCGUGACGUGUUUUGGAUAAAAUUGCUUGGAUAUUAGCUGGGAGAUAAUUGGUCGGCUUUCAGUAGAUAUCAAAUAAAGAUGUAAUAAAGUAGUUCGUAAGUUUUGUCAAAUUCAAAACUAUAUUGUAGUAGACGAAUUUCAUAGAAGAAUACUUUGGCCGGGCGGCAGUGCUUUCACAGAGGUUGUAGAUGUAAUAUCUGCAACUCAAAAACUAGAGCUGAUCAAAAAAUUCUAAUUAAGUAUAACUAUAAUUGAACUUAAAAUACCAUAAUAUAUGUAGAUAGUCAGCAACUGCAAAAAUUUUCUCGGCAACAGGCAAAAAUUAAAAUUUUGUAAACUAAUAAUUAUUAUUAUUAUAAUUAUGCGAAAUUGGUCAAGAAUAAAUCAGUAUAAUAUCCAA